GGUUUCUUUUCACGAGUGUUUACCCUAGACACCAACCUACAACUUUUUGGUGUUACCAUACUUUCUUUUUAUCGAUUAUAGACAGCCCAGCUGUUUCUGACAUUCGCACACCGUUUUGUGAGGUUAGGCUUAGCUAGCGUUUGCAAACAAAUCGUUUAGCAUUUGUGUCACAAAAAUUCUUUAAAAUUAAUAAAAGAACAGUAUAAAUAAUUAAAAUAAAAUGGCCACAGAAGAAGAACAAACUCAAGUUGUUUUGCCGGUCAAAGAGCCCCUGGAUUUGAUACGUCUCAGCUUGGAUGAAAAAGUUUACGUUAAAAUGCGUAAUGAACGGGAGCUACGAGGACGUCUACAUGCUUUCGAUCAACAUUUAAACAUGGUGCUAGGUGAUGCUGAAGAGACCGUCACAACAGUUGAAAUCGAUGAAGAAACCUACGAAGAAGUUUACAAAACUACAAAACGAACAAUACCCAUGUUGUUUGUCAGAGGAGAUGGUGUAAUUUUAGUAUCACCACCCAUGAGGGUUGGUUAAUAAUAUGAAAGAGAGUUUUCUAAAUAAAUAUUAAAUGAUUUUAAAUACUCUUA
This is a messenger RNA of Stomoxys calcitrans (stable fly), 582 nucleotides long. It is a transcript of the gene LSm3, whose product is annotated as U6 snRNA-associated Sm-like protein LSm3. The coding region runs from base 221 to 529 and encodes 102 amino acids. The transcript has 3 exons. Gene Ontology annotation, cellular component: U4/U6 x U5 tri-snRNP complex; U6 snRNP; catalytic step 2 spliceosome. Gene Ontology annotation, molecular function: RNA binding. Gene Ontology annotation, biological process: P-body assembly; mRNA splicing, via spliceosome. NCBI's taxonomy places the organism in Eukaryota, Metazoa, Arthropoda, Insecta, Diptera, Muscidae. The record is from RefSeq and is a predicted model, not a curated record.